AGUACCUAAAUGGAGCGGGCGGGGCGGAAAGGCGGUGCAGGUGUUGCGUUGAAUGCGAAUGUGGUCGGUGCUUUAUGAUAAUGUGAGUUGCAGGUGUUAUUUUACUGUACAUUUGUUAAUAAUGGCGGCUAUAAUGCCGGAUUCUGACAGUGAAGAUGAGUUGCCGCCAGGCUGGGAGGAGAGGGCGACAGUGGAUGGCAGCGUGUAUUAUGUUAAUCAUGCAACCAAAGGAACCCAGUGGACACAUCCUCGGACUGGCAAGAAGAAGGUUGUGUCAGGAGACUUACCUUUUGGCUGGGAGAAGUGUGUGUCAGAAGACGGGAAGGUCUUCUAUGUGGAUCAUGCCAACCGCCGAACAACUUACAGUGAUCCCCGCCUGGCAUUUGCCACCGAAGAGAAGGAACAUGCACAGGACUUUCGUCAGAGGUUUGAUGGUUCUACGAUGGCCCUACAGGUGCUGCAUGGUCGCGACCUGGCAGGCAAGGUGGCAGUCGUAACAGGGUCAAACACAGGCAUAGGAUUUGAGACUGCACGUUCUCUGGCACUGCAUGGUUGCAUUGUGGUGUUUGCAUGCCGAGAUCUCAACAGAACUCGGGCAGCCAUUGGCAAAAUCAAAGAGGAGAGGCCAAAUGCUACAUGUGAUAUAAUUGAGUUGGACCUUGCAAGGCUACAUAGUGUUACAAAAUUUGCUGCAAACUUCAAGCUUAGAUACAAGAAACUGGACAUACUGGUGUUAAAUGCUGGUGUGUUUGGUCUGCCCUUCACUGUCACCCCUGAUGGUUAUGAAACUACAUUCCAGGUGAAUCACUUGAGUCACAUGUACCUGACACUGCUUGUUGAACCUCUUUUGGGGCAGGGUUCAAGAGUUGUCAUCGUUUCUUCAGAAUCACAUAGGUUUGCUAAUCUGAGCAGUACUACGCUUAGCCAGACAGCACUGUCACCAACGUCGGCAACACAUUUCUGGUCCAUGAUGGCGUACAACAACUCUAAAUUAUGUAACAUCCUGUUUGGGCUGGAACUUGCCAGAAUGUGGGAAGAGAGGGACAUUAUUGUCAACACCCUUCAUCCUGGAAACAUGGUCAGCUCGAAUCUGAAUCGUAACUGGUGGUUUUACCGUUUAGUGUUUGCCAUUGUACGACCAUUCACAAAAUCUCUGCAACAAGCAGCAAGCACAACUGUGUACUGUGCAACUGCACCAGAGUUGGAAGGUGCCACAGGACUUUACUUCAACAACUGCUGCCGUUGUGAACCUAGCAAGGCAGCCCAAGACCCAGAGCUGGCCCAAGUUUUGUGGCAGUUAAGCAUGAGCAUGAUUCAAGCCGUCAUCAGUCCUGAUGGAGAAUGUACUGCUGCAGUUGAUAUUUAGCAUAAUUUAAUACUGGGUACCAAGAACAUAUUUACUCUAAAAUGAAGUCCAUUUCUAUAACAUUUUCUGACUGUAGAGAGACCCCCAUUUAAGGUUUGAGUAUGAAACUGAUGAAAUUUCCAGGAAACAGAUAGAACUGACAUGCCUCAACAAACUGUGGUGUGCGAAGUGUAUGACAAAAGAAAUGUGAGAAGACAGAGAAAAGGAUGGAAUCAUAAAUGAGGCCAGAGUGCUUAAUUCUUGGUGUGAUGAAGAUUUAAAGGGGGAUAUUUAACAAUGAGAUUAACUGGGACUAUUGAAAUUAAAGGAGGGAAAAAAGGCAGGGCCAUAGCUCAAGCGGUUAGUCGCUGGCUUCCCACUGUGGCGGCUCGGGUUCGAUCCUGGGUCUGGGCAAG
Cryptotermes secundus is the source of this 1761-nucleotide messenger RNA. RefSeq names its product WW domain-containing oxidoreductase (gene Wwox). The coding region runs from base 53 to 1366 and encodes 437 amino acids. The record is from RefSeq and is a predicted model, not a curated record. Gene Ontology annotation, molecular function: protein binding. The transcript is spliced from 7 exons. Lineage: Eukaryota; Metazoa; Arthropoda; Insecta; Blattodea; Kalotermitidae.